AUGUUAAAUGCUUUGCAGCCAAGGCAGCUGCGGGGGUGCGGGGUUCGCAGGCCAUGCAGAGGAGGGGGUUCACGGGAAGCUCGGUUCCUCAGCUCUCUGCACCUGCAGCUCUCUGGGAGGGCCUUUGUCCAGGGGGACAGCCACUUUACCCAUGGAACGUCGAGCCUUCCGUGGGCUCACACCUCCAGCACCGCCCUGCUUCCCACAUUCAGUGAUUCACGAGCUCCUCCUGUUUCCCCUCACUGCAUCCUCCCAAGAGAACAGCCCAUCUUCACUACGCGGGCACAUGUCUUCCAGAUCGACCCCAGCACCAAGAAGAACUGGGUCCCUGCGAGCAAGCAGGCAGUCACCGUUUCCUACUUCUACGAUGUCACCAGGAAUAGCUAUCGCAUCAUCAGCGUGGAUGGAGCCAAGGUGAUUAUAAACAGCACCAUCACACCCAAUAUGACCUUCACCAAGACGUCGCAGAAGUUCGGGCAGUGGGCUGACAGCAGAGCCAACACGGUGUUUGGCCUGGGGUUCUCCUCGGAGCAGCAGCUAACAAAGUUUGCAGAGAAAUUUCAGGAGGUGAAAGAAGCUGCCAAACUAGCCAGAGACAAGUCCCAGGAGAAAAUUGAGACCUCGAGCAAUCAUUCCCAGGUGUCCAGCGUCAACGGGACAGACGAUGAAAAGGCCUCUCAUGUGGGUCCUGCUGACACACACCUCAAGUCUGAGAACGACAAGCUGAAGAUCGCCUUGACACAGAGUGCCGCCAACGUGAAGAAAUGGGAGAUGGAGCUGCAGACCCUGCGGGAGAGCAACGCCCGGCUGACCACAGCGCUGCAGGAGUCGGCCGCCAGCGUGGAGCAGUGGAAGCAGCAGUUCUCCAUCUGCCGCGACGAGAACGACCGGCUCCGGAACAAGAUUGACGAGCUGGAGGAGCAGUGCGGCGAGAUAACCAGAGAGAAGGAGAGGAACACGCAGCUCAAGAGGAGAAUCGAGGAGCUGGAGUCGGAACUGCGGGAGAAGGAGACGGAGUUGAAAGACCUCCGCAAACAAAGUGAAAUCAUACCUCAGCUCGUGUCAGAGUGUGAAUACGUCUCUGAGAAGUUAGAGGUAAGGGUGGAGGGGGCGCAUCCGUCUUGGCUCCGACCAGAAGGAAUGCGGGGUGCGACGCGUUUCUCUGGGGCGCCCCCUCUCCCAGCUCCCCUGGGGAAGCAGAGUGACGUUCUCGUCAUGAGAAGCCGGCACCACCUGCAUGCCAGUUGCCGUCUCUGCCGCCGGCUGGACUCAGCAGUGUUUCUGCUGUCUCCACCUCUGCCAAGGUGUCCCGUGCGUAGCCGUAGCGCAGGGGCUGUGUCCCGCCCACAGAGCUCUCCACAGAGCCUUAGGGCGGUGAGGAGCUGGCCCAAGGGCGGGGCGGAGAGCGUAAGACCCGGAGUGAGGCCACCUUGCCACUCCCCAGCCAGUGACCUUGAACACGACCUUGGGCAGCGCCCCCUCACUGGCCUCAGAUUCCUGAUCACAGCCUCUUUCACCUCCCCCUACUUCAGGAGUGCUCUAUUCAGGUAUGCAACCCCACUGUUAGUCACUGGUUCCCGUAUACCCAGAAAGUCAGGUGCUCACUGGAUGUGGGGAGAACAGGCCUGCCCCUCGUUUACGGACUCACAGCCACCCUGCGCUUAGGAGGAGCUCGACCGGCUCCCUGGCCACACCACCUGAUCCCGGAGCCCCUCCUGCCUCACUGAAGCCAGGGAGGCCUCGGCCUCUCCGUGGAACCGGGGAAAUAAGUCACUGCCCCGUUUGUCCCAUUUCUCUCUCCCGGAAUGGAACUCACAUGUGGCCUCUGCAGACCCUCCUGGGACCAGGGCCGAAGAUCCCUUGUGCUGGGCCUGCAGACUUUCUCUGCCGGGCGCUUUGUGAAAGGGCCCACUUGCCUCCGGCUCCCCCAGGCAGGACCCGAGCUCUGCAUUCCGUGUAGGGCCAUCCUUUAUUUAUUUAUUUUUUUUAAAGAUUUUAUUUAUUU
Leptonychotes weddellii (Weddell seal) is the source of this 2005-nucleotide messenger RNA. Lineage: Eukaryota; Metazoa; Chordata; Mammalia; Carnivora; Phocidae. The record is from RefSeq and is a predicted model, not a curated record.